Capronia coronata CBS 617.96 is the source of this 387-nucleotide messenger RNA. RefSeq lists its product as uncharacterized. The coding region runs from base 1 to 387 and encodes 128 amino acids. The record is from RefSeq and is a predicted model, not a curated record. NCBI's taxonomy places the organism in Eukaryota, Fungi, Ascomycota, Eurotiomycetes, Chaetothyriales, Herpotrichiellaceae. The transcript has 2 exons. Gene Ontology annotation, cellular component: preribosome, large subunit precursor.
AUGGCCAAAUCAGCCAGAGCGUCCGUCGUCAAGCGCAACCACCGCAACCUGCGUACCAAAGUGUUUGGGCCUGCCCACGAUGCUCGAACCGCAAGACUGUCUGCAAAACUGCAAGAACUGUCAGCGAAGCCUCGACCGACCGAGGACAAGGUCAUGGCACUCGACGUUUCAGCCGAGCAAGAGACAGAACACCCGUCCACAAAUGACGGCGGUGAAGAUAUGGAAAUCGAUGCCCAAGGAGCAAAGAUGAAGCCAGUCAAGCCACAGUCAGGCAAGUCACACUCCAACCGGAAAGAACACAGAGUGUCCAAGAAAAAGGAGAAGCAUUCCAUGGUGUUCGCUUCCGAAAAGGCCAGGAGGAACAAGCAGCAGAAGAGCAAACGAUGA